AUGUGCCAAUCUGGAAGCUUCCGCAGCGAUACGUUCGAAAAUAUCGUUGACGAAGCUGUUCAUGAUGCUCAUCGCUUUGCUGGAUAUACCCGUAUCGGGAUGUACCUGCUUCAGUACUUUGUAGAUGAAGCAAUUAGCCACGAGGCUGCCCGUAAAAGUGCUCCUGCUACUGGCGGAGUUAAGAAACCUCACCGUUAUCGUCCGGGAACUGUGGCUCUCAGAGAAAUUCGUCGUUAUCAGAAAAGUACCGAAUUGUUGAUCAGAAAAUUGCCUUUCCAACGGCUGGUCCGUGAAAUAGCGCAAGAUUUCAAGACCGAUUUGCGAUUCCAAAGUUCUGCUGUAAUGGCACUCCAAGAAGCUAGCGAAGCGUACCUGGUCGGACUAUUCGAGGAUACGAACUUGUGCGCGAUCCACGCUAAGCGAGUAACGAUCAUGCCGAAAGAUAUACAGCUGGCAAGACGUAUUAGGGGCGAACGAAAGCAAUUAGCCACGAAGGCUGCCCGUAAAAGUGCUCCUGCUACUGGCGGAGUUAAGAAACCUCACCGUUAUCGUCCGGAACUGUGGCUCUCAGAGAAAUUCGUCGUUAUCAGAAAACGCAAGAUUUCAAGACCGAUUUCGAUUCCAAAGUUCUGCUGUAAUGCACUCCAAGAAGCUAGCGAAGCGUACCUGGUCGGACUAUUCGAGGAUACGAACUUGUGCGCGAUCCACGCUAAGCGAGUAACGAUCAUGCCGAAAGAUAUACAGCUGGCAAGACGUAUUAGGGGCGAACGUGCCUAA
Messenger RNA from Acanthoscelides obtectus, 777 nucleotides. The record is from the annotation of a GenBank genome assembly. NCBI's taxonomy places the organism in Eukaryota, Metazoa, Arthropoda, Insecta, Coleoptera, Chrysomelidae.